This is a messenger RNA of Mesocricetus auratus (golden hamster), 4470 nucleotides long. RefSeq names its product protein FAM205A-2-like. The transcript has 4 exons. The coding region runs from base 72 to 4292 and encodes 1406 amino acids. The record is from RefSeq and is a predicted model, not a curated record. NCBI's taxonomy places the organism in Eukaryota, Metazoa, Chordata, Mammalia, Rodentia, Cricetidae.
CUGGGCACUAGGACUCUAAAUGUCCCAGGAGUAGGGAUGGCUGGUCUCCUCGUGUUAAAGGGGUUUGGACCAUGUUGAGCUCUACCUGCUUUCUGUGGGAUAUUGGAUAUCCCUUAUAUGUCUAUUUCUACAUCUUCAUCGUUAUUUUAAUUAUCUGGCAAGUGCAACAGAAUUACCGAGGACUGAAGUGGGAACAUAAAAGGAGCUGCUGCCGGCGCCAUCGAAAAGUCAGGCAGAGGGCUAGAGAUGCAGCAUCAAGAGCCAGGAGACUUUCCCAAGAAGAAGCUGAGAAGCCAUGGGAGCUGCUCUCUAUCAUGAAAAGCCAAAGCUGGCUCCCCACGGAGGGAAAUGUGCGGCAGCUCCUGUGUGUAGAUCCCUGCUGCCAAAUUUGUGAUGCUGCAACUCUAGAGAUUCAGCAGUUGCUGGAGAGCGAUAAAGGCCAGAUCUCCCCUGCUUUGCUGGAACUGCCACAGGAGUCUUCUUGCCUGGACUUGUUGCCCAUAUCCAGUGUGCCGUUUGACCACAAUAUGGAGUUUUACUCUGGGCACUCCACAGACUUUUCACUGGUACCUGUGACCCAAACACUAACGGAACAGUCAACACAGUCAGCCAGUGCAGUUGAUAUUCAGCAAUUCUGUGAUGAUCAUUUCCAGGUAGGACAGGAAUUUCAUCAGGAAGACAUGGCCAUGGUCUCUGAGACUGUGGCGUCUUCAAGGUUUAGGGAGUCUGUGGUCUUAGUGGAUGUUGGGGAGACGAUGCACAACAACCUGAACUGUGUCCAGGAGAUCCAAGGCCAUCAGUGUUUGAACUCACAGAUCUGCUUUCAAACCCUGAGCCCAGAAAGCACUCACGUCACACAUCCGAUGGCCGUAUCCGUUGUCAGCAUUGUCCCACAGCCAUUCCUCAGUCCUGCGGUGGUCAGGCUUCUUGAGCUACAUGUGAAAAAACUGAUGCAUUCCCAGAGGUGGGGGCUCCCCAGACGCGUAGAGGAGUCCCUGAGUCAACUGAUGCCAAACCCACCAAUGUACUUCCAGCCUGAAAAUAGCCAUAACCAACACUUUUCUUUCAUCCUGAAUAAUACUUCCCAAGACUGUGGAAAUAGGUUUGGGAGUAUUUCCCACCAGAUCUGGCAUGCAUAUGCAGACAGCCAACCUAUCCAGACCUUUUGGGUUUCUGAGUGGUCUAAUGUGGACCCAGAACAAGAAACACACCGUGAACAAAUCCCAAACCCUGGGGGAAAGACUUUAUUCACUCCUGACCAUAACGUUGUACGUAGUAUCUGUCUGCAGCCUGAGGAACAGGCUAACGACUCCAGGGACAAUCUUCAGAAGAAAUUCACUCAGUUAUUCUGUGGCCUCCCUUCUAUGCACAGUGAGUCCUUGGUCACUACCUUCCUGGGCACUCAAGAUCUCUCCCAGGACAGGCCUAGACGCCCCUGUGAAGAUUCUCAUCUCUUGACAGAGUCCUCAACCUCACCCUUGCCCCUGCCGCCCCACACUCCACCUAAGGCAGCCCCUCCUCCUUCCUCAAUUUCUCCCAAUGAGUGUUUAUAUGAGCAUCAAGAGGCUCAGAUCGCCGUGCCAUUUCUGACUCUGGCCGAGUGUAAAACCUUGGAAUGGCACCUUCUGCAAAGACAGCUUCAGCUUCAGUGGGGCCUCCCAGCCGUCAUCCCCGGAUCUCCCUAUAUGCCGAGACACAUACAGUACAAGCCAUGUAAUAAGGCAAAGUCACGCGAGACUUUAAAAGCCCCCUGGCGAGGAAAGUGCUUCUCAGUCCUCACCAGAGACCUUUUCUUUGUCCCGGAGCACGUGCGCAGGCUGCUGGAAUUCCACUUCCAGAAGCAGCUGAUUCACCUUCGCUGGGGCCUGCCCCAGAGGAUCCAGCGCUCCAUUCACCUGCUCAUCUCCUCUGCUGACCAGCAGGCCCUGUCCUGCAGCAGCAGCGGCGGCGGCGGCGGCGGCGGCAGGGCACUAGCCAGUGUGAGCAUCCCUCAGCCAGGCAACCCAGAGGCCGAUGGGUCCGGUGACAGGUUCGCAUCCGCAGUGGACAAAGGGCCGAUCCCCAUGCCACACUUGUUUGCCCAGGCAAAGGAAAUGUUGAAGAGCCACGUUGAUUCUAAAUGUGAUCAGAUCCACCAGGGCAAGGUCCCUGCCUGUGUCCAACGCUCCUGGGGGUUCUCCAGGAGCUUGGCAGCAGGGACUCCUUUCCCAAGCAUCCCACCAUGCCAACCCCUGGAGUCACAGGCGGAAAGUAAACCUGACCUACAUCACAAAGUUGUUCCUCAGGAACCAAGGGGGGACCAGGAGAAGCAGGCCCUAUCAGGCACUCUCAUUGAACACUGUAAGCGGCCCCAAGCCCUGUCUGAGGAGACCAUCAAGAAACUGGAGACAACUUUACGACAUAAGUAUCUGGCCUUCCUGUCAGGCCUUCCUGCCGUGUACUGUGUGACUCCCUCUAGAACAACAUCCCCAGCAAUUGUUGGCCAGUUUGCAGUCACAGAGAUGAUGCCUAGGCCUGUUAAAAUUCCACAGGAACCCCUAACACUUGAAGACCCACAUCUGAGUGGACUUGAGCCUUGUCCUGGGAAUGGCAGAGAGACUCCAAGCCCUUGUCCUGGGGAUGACAGCAAAAUAUCAAGUCCUUGUCCUGGAAAUGACAACAAGACAUCAAGCCCUUGUCCUCAGGAUGACAGCAAGAAAUCAAGCCCUUGUCCUCAGGACUACAGUGAGGUGUCAAUCCCUUGUCCUCAGGACGACAGUGAGGUGUCAAUCCCUUGUCCUCAGGACGACAGUGAGGUGUCAAGCCCUUGUCCUCAGGACGACAGUAAGGUCUCAAGCCCUUGUCCUCAGGACUACAGUGAGGUGUCUGUGAAUAUUACAGAAGAGGUCCAGCCUGAAGUGCAGGAGGAAAGGACAGAGAUGGUGCCUCUAGGGAGCCAGAUUCCCAGCCCUAACCCAUCUAACAAAGAGAUGGUGGAGAGACUGAGUUUCCAUCUGAAAAAAAAAGUCCUAGAGAUAAAGUUGGGAAUUCCUAUAACGGCAAAUGAGCUUCUAGAGCCAAAUGCAGGGGACACAGAGAGUGAAUGCCUGCAGGAACCUGUCAGGAGUCUCAGUAUCCCAGAAAGCACCGCGCUACAGAAACUGCCCAAAUCAGGUGACCUUCCUGCAGCCCCAGAUGCAAGUACCGUCCACCUGGGAAAACGGCCAGCCGCUGCAGGGCAGGCUGUGUGUCACAAGCCAAGGCAGCCUAGCUCCAAAGCAGUGCCCCAGCGCUCUGCCCCAGAGAAUGCGACCAAGGCCCAAGUGCCCUGUGCUCAGAUGGAGACCAGUGGGGAGAAGCUCAGCCUGGAGGAAGCCCUUAGCACUGAGCCUCAAGACCCAGGCAAGAGCAAGUACUCAGACCAUGUCCCCACACUGACAGAAAAGAGCCACGAGCCAGGGAAGCCCAAGGCAGAGGGGGACUCUGGAGAAAGGGGUGCAGGUCUGCAGAUUUCCCUGACCAGUGAGAGAACACACCGUGAUGCAGACCAGGAGCCGGAAAAGGGGCCUGUGCGCGGGACACCCCAGGGCUCCUCACAGCACCGGCCUAGCUUUCAUCUUGAGAGUCCCUGUCCACCCAGCUCCCAGGAGCCCCCUGAGCUGGAGUUCCCGGAUCCACCUCCAGAAGUCUUCAUGGAGAUGGAACCUGAACGUGACACUCAAGACAGCCAAACCAGGACAAAUGCCAUCCGGCAACCUGCAAGGGUUGCUGUGGUCCCCCAGCCUUUGGCCUCCCAGGCUUCCCAGGGCCUUCCUUUCCCACGCCCACAAAUUCAGGGAAAGCCUUUUCGAGGUCAAACUAGGCAAGACCACAUUUCACGGGGGCGGGUGGUGCCAACCCCUCCUCACGCUAGCCCUAACCUUCCAGAGGCUAGCUUGAAAAAUAAGGUGAAAUCCUUUCUUUACUCCAUUAACCCCAAGAUAAAAGGCAAAACACAUGUGGAACCCAUGGUCUCAACACCUGCAAAAGUGGCCAAAACCAGCAAAGAAAAUGUUGACAAGGGUCUGCCUCAAGCCAAAAGCCCCACUAAGAAAACUAAGGCAGAGAGCUGCAGAGGGCCCAGGGCCCAGUCUGCUGCACCCACUAAGAAGUCAGUGAUGACACCCUUCUUAACUGCUCCCCAUAUUCUAGACAGUAAGCUCCAGCCGAACUCUCGGCAGCAUGGCUCUGUCUCAGUAUCAGGCCAGCCCCGACAUUGUCCUCGGCACUGUCCUAGAUUGGCUUAUGCCACUCAAUACAGAAACCCACCCUAGGUCCCAAGCAAGGUUUACCUCAGAAGUGUUGUUCUGUUAAUGGAGACCAUUCAGGGCGAUGGUAGCCUCUCGGCUCCCCCUCCUCGCUACCCUUUAAAGAGCACUAUUGUUGUCAUUUUCUUUAAUGAACAGGUGGGUUAAAGAACCACCCAAAAUAUAUUCUGUAUCUGUAAACAAA